Messenger RNA from Culex pipiens pallens (northern house mosquito), 2424 nucleotides. RefSeq lists its product as uncharacterized. The transcript has a single exon. The coding region runs from base 495 to 1910 and encodes 471 amino acids. The record is from RefSeq and is a predicted model, not a curated record. Lineage: Eukaryota; Metazoa; Arthropoda; Insecta; Diptera; Culicidae.
GCGUUGCUCUGUGAGCAGGGCGACGUGCGAAGAAGCCCCGACGGACGGUCCCAUUGGCCACGUCGGGCAGGUAGUUCCGACGGGUGGAUCUGAUAUCCACGCCGUGAGAAGGAACGAAGAGUGGUCCCAUUGGCCACGAAGAAGCCCUGCGUCUGUGUGGUGAGCCAACAGAGCAGCGUGCUGAAGAAACCGGCGGUAGCGGUCCCAUCGGCCACACCGUACCCGAAGAAAAGUGAGCGCGAGGCGCAGAAAACCCGAACAGAAAGUGACAACAGUGAACUGCUGCAAGAGCCAGAGGAAAAGUGAAACGCAGUGCUGUGACGAAGACUGCGACGAAGAAGAGUGCUCGAAAAUAGUGAUCCAGUGUGCCCAGCUGGAAAGAAGCAGAAGAAGAUCCAGUGCGACAGAACGCUGCCGCUGUCGUGUCGUCCAGAGCACGGCAACAGCGGAGCAACAGAUUCCUGCGCGAAUCCAGAGCAACAGAUCCCGACGAGAUGGAGCUGAAAUCAGCGCGUUCCUUGGCCAUCAAGCGAAACUUCGUCAAGGGUAAGAUUUCGCGGGUCGUGGACAGGUUGAAGGCGUUCGAGGAGAACCACCAGCUGCCUUCAUUUGCCCAGAUCCAAGUCUUCGUGUGGAACGUCGAGAAGUACUACGGCGAGUUCAACAAAGUUUGCGACGAUUUCAAGGUGAGUGACGCCGACGCUGGUGAACGCUUCAACCAUGACAUCGAAUGGGCCAGAGUGGUGAGUCUGGUUCAGGAAGCCAACCUGCGGAUUGUGGCCCUGAACAACGCACUGCUGUCCCAGCCCGUGCAUGCCGCUGUUCCCGAGCAACAGCAACAACUGGUCUCGGAGGAAGAGACCAACCGAACUUCGCUUCCCACGACCGAGGCUCGUGGCGAAGGCGAUUGCUCCGGAGCCGGCGAUGUUCCGGAUGAGGUGAACGCCGAGAGAAGCAAGGCCGAUCAUGGAGACCCAGGUGCAUCUGACUCCAAGGUAGGUGCCUAUUUUGAACCCUGUUUGAGUCCGCCCGUUUCGGACUGCGAACGUAGCGAGCCGAUGUGCACGCUGUGCAACGGUUGCCGCUCGGACACCGACUGCUUCCCGGUCCGUGGAGAUCCGGUUGAGCAGUGUCAACCCCUUGAAGAAUCGAAACCCGACCUGAGCAGCCAGAAGAGGUUGCCAGGAGAGUCUCACGAGCCUGAGACUCAACCCGCAGUACACGCGAUACUGCCACCCGAGGAACCUGAAGUGGUUCCGCACGAGUCCUCGUCAGAUGACCGAGGUAGUGCCGAGACAAAACCCGGCCUGUGCAGCCCCCAGUGGUUGCCAGGAGAUUCUCGCGAGCCCGAGAAUCGACAAGAAGAGUCGUCCGAGGAACCGGCAGUGGUUCCGCAUGAGUCCUCGGCAGCAGAACGAGGUAGUGUCGUGUCGGACGACCCAGCAGCUGUCCCCAAGCUGAAGCCAGCUGAGCACGUCGACGUGGUGCCAGACGUUGACACGUGUCAAGCAGUGAAGGGAGUUUCACUACUGCCAGCCGUACCUGACGAUGAGAACAACGAGAAAGGUGCACAAUGCGGAUGCACCGAACCAGCAAGAUCUAGCGUUCAAGUGGUUUGGACGACGAACCAGAACGCGAGGAAGGCCAACAAGAACAUCGAAAUCGACCAGCGAACGUGUACGAGCCACGAGAGCGCUACGUACCGGUGCAGCCAACGGACCGAGCUGCACUACAGAUGCUGCGGUGACAGCAUUGCACGGUCAGCAGGAGCCGACUGUGCGAAAGAACCCGGAAGAGCUGUGGAGAAGUUGGCAGAGCCUGCAAUCUUCAGCAGCACCACGAAGAGACCCCGAUUGGUCUGGGACCCAGGCGUGGAGUUGAACGCAGCGCUUCGCUCCACACAACCGUAGACGACCACCACCAUGCCAGCAAGUGCAAAGGAGUUGCUUGCUCGUCUGGACGCUAUGAACCUGGAACCGCCAGCGAUCGACGGAGUCUCCGAGUAAGAACAACCGACACAGAUCCAACGUGUUGGUGAACCUGAAGCCGUGACGCCUCAACCCGGGGGGAGAAUGUUCGGCACGAAGCCGAAUGUUUGGCCCAGAUUUACGCAACUGUCGCCCAGUGUGCGUGAGUCCAGCCCUGCGUCGCUGUCAGCGACGGCGCUGCCAACAUGACAGUGCGAAACGACGCAGCGAGCAAAAACGGCGCGAAGCGAAGCGCGCGCAAACGAACGGAGGAGAGAGACAGAGUGGAAAAUUUCACUCCGUUUCGAGACGCGAACGAGACACGUCGCGUAGUGUACAUAAAAAUCGGAAAUUUGAAAGUUUUUAGAAGUAAAAGGUGAAAAAGCAAGCCCCAGUGUUUUUAUCACUCAGAACCGAAAUUACAGUCCACCCGCAGAAUCCAGUUGGGGGAUUUGGC